Rhodamnia argentea is the source of this 1954-nucleotide messenger RNA. RefSeq names its product ATP-dependent 6-phosphofructokinase 2. The transcript has 3 exons. Bases 151 to 1605 code for a protein of 484 amino acids. Gene Ontology annotation, cellular component: cytoplasm. The record is from RefSeq and is a predicted model, not a curated record. Gene Ontology annotation, molecular function: ATP binding; 6-phosphofructokinase activity. Gene Ontology annotation, biological process: fructose 6-phosphate metabolic process; glycolytic process. NCBI's taxonomy places the organism in Eukaryota, Viridiplantae, Streptophyta, Magnoliopsida, Myrtales, Myrtaceae.
ACUCGUCAAUCGUGUCAGCAUCCAAGAGCUCUCGAGGAACCCACAAUCCUCUGCAACUCCCUCCCUUCCCGGGAAAGUUCUUGCCCGGAGCAGAAACCCCUCGUCCCUCUCGCUCGUAUCAUCACCUCACCGUCCUCUUCGUCGUCGGAGAUGGCGGUCUCAUGCCCAGAAGUCACCGCCAACCUCACCACUUCUGCCGACACACAGUCACCGAGCGAACAGCAACGGCAGCGGCAAGAUCAGUCGCUCGACACCUUCUCAUUCGCUCCAGUGAGCCUCCAGAGACUCCCCCACCUCGCCGAUUACCUCCAGAACCUCCAAACUCUGCCCAACCCGCUCGAUAGCAACCGCUUCUUCCAUCCGAUCGACGGCUUCUACAUCUACCCCUGCGACGUCAUCCUCCGUCAGAUCGUCUAUGAUCUCUCUGGUAUGUUUUCUCCGCCGGCGCCACACCUGGCCUACCACAGGGCAGGCCCGCGCGAGCGCGUGUUCUUUGAGCCCUCUGAAGUACGGGCGGCAAUCGUCACAUGCGGAGGGCUGUGCCCGGGGCUGAACACAGUGAUCAGAGAGCUUGUAGUGGGGCUGUGGGAGUUGUAUGACGUCCGUGAGAUAUAUGGGAUUACGGCAGGGUACAGAGGGUUUUACUCGUGUGAGCCAGUGAAGUUGAGUCCCAAGAUGGUGCACGGGUGGCACAAGAGGGGCGGCACCGCACUCGAGACCUCAAGGGGUGGCUUUGAUCUCGAAAAGAUUGUCAAUGCUAUUGAAGAGAAGGGGUUUAAUCAGGUGUACAUCAUUGGUGGCGACGGCACAAUGAGGGGCGCAGUAAAGAUAUUUGAGGAAAUACGUCGCCGGAAAUUAAAAAUAGCUGUAGUUGGAAUUCCCAAAACUGUUGAUAACGACAUUGGCAUUAUUGAUAGGUCAUUUGGCUUCCAGACGGCGGUCGAAAUGGCGCAACAAGCAAUCAAUGCUGCGCAUGUGGAGGCUGAAAGUGCAGUUAAUGGAAUUGGGCUUGUGAAACUGAUGGGCCGAAGUACGGGCCACAUUGCUCUUCAUGCAACGCUCAGUAAUCGUGAUGUCGACUGCUGCUUGAUUCCUGAAGUCGAGUUCUUCUUGGAAGGGAAAGGUGGACUGCUCGAGUUUCUUGACAGGAGACUGAAAGAGAAUGGACAUGCGGUGCUAGUGGUUGCUGAGGGCGCGGGACAGUCUAUUAUACCGCGAACCGAAUCACAGAAGGAAGAGAGGGAUGAAUCGGGAAAUCCCGUGUUCUUGGACGUUGGUGGGUGGUUGAAGUCAGAGCUGAAGAAAUGGUGGGACCGGGAUCAUCCGAACGAGCUGUUCACAGUCAAGUACAUCGAUCCUACCUAUAUGAUCCGGGCAGUCCCGGCGAACGCCACCGACAAUCUGUACUGCACUCUUUUGGCUCACUCAGGAAUUCAUGGACUCAUGGCUGGUUAUACUGGCUUCGUCUGUGGUCCUAUAAAUGGAACCUACGCGUACAUACCUCUCGACGAUGUGGCCAAGGCCAAGAACGUGGUCAACACGCAGGACCAUAAGUGGGCGUGGGUCAGGUCAGUAACCAAUCAGCCUGAUUUUGUGAGGAGCUAGAUGUCCGAUGCCAAAUUUUGCGGUGCUCGUUUUAUGAGCAUGCUGUGAUCCUAUCAGCUCCGCAUUCCGGGGUGAUUGGAAACGUCGGAGUCGCCCGAUAUGGUAGUGAAUAAAAGCGCUGAUUAAUGUGCUUUAUAAUCAGUUGAAGUACACACAUUUUUUGUUUUUUUGCCAGAACAAGAACUUGGAAACAUAAAUCAGCUGAUACAUAUUUCAUGGUAUUCGAAGUUGUCUUAGCUUUGAUGGUGUUGUGAAAUUUAUGUCGGUCGUGGGUUUCCCCUUUCUCUACUUUCUUUGUUGUUUGACAAAGUUUAGGUGCAAUUAUUUGUGGACAAUCGUGUGUUUUCUU